UGCACGAUUCAUAACAACAUUGCACACCAAAUGUCUGAUCGACUAAUGAGGAACGAUGAAGCUAAACACUUCCAGACAUGUUUGUUAAAAUAGGACAUUUAUGCAUGUAGUUUGUUUACAUUCCGGCCGGAAGUUCAAGAUCCUGGUGGGGUGAGCAGAACACAGCCUUAGGUUGAUUUCUAUUUUGGCUAAAGGACAUACCUUCUGCUAUUAUUUAACGUUUACGCAAUUGAAAUGUAGACUGGGUACACACGAAGCUAUUGUUAAGGCUUUUUGACCAAUCAAAUGGCCGCUAUACCUAUAAAUGCAGUGUUGUUGCAUUGUUGAAAGCGACAGCGAGGAUCAAAUACUUGAGCUACUGCAGUCCAGUGACGGCCCGGAUGAUUGUGAAGGUUUCCAGAGAAACUGGCCGAAGACUAAAAUGUUUGAGCACACCAAUCGUGGGAAAAAAUACUGGAACAAAAUCAGGAAACAGGUCUGGAAGGAAAUGCGUAAGAUGGAUGUUUGGCGACACAAUCAGACGCGUAAGAAUGGAGGCAAGUACGGUAUACGCUGGUCGUUUUCUGUCGAUGUAGCUGAGCAGGAGCGGAAGUUGAGGCUGGCCGAAUCAAAGGUGCUGUCUGAGGGGGCCACAGGGGACGCCAAGUACUUUAAGCUUGGUGCUUUGAUAGAAAAAGAAUCGCUCAACGCUUUGGGAUGCGAACCCACGCCUUACCAAUCUGACGAGAUCAGUUUAGUGGAUCCAGUUCCGUUAUUUCUAAAUGUUGACAGCCUGCCACCUAUCAAAGAGUUACCGAGGCCCGUGAAUGGCUACUCAGAGUAUCCCCCUGAUGAGGUCGAGCCCUACAUUCACGCACAUUGGAGUCAAGAGGACUACGAUGAAACAGAUUCAGACUAGUAACACAUCUGACACUAGUAAAAUUUACUACAUACAA
Messenger RNA from Physella acuta, 935 nucleotides. RefSeq lists its product as uncharacterized. Lineage: Eukaryota; Metazoa; Mollusca; Gastropoda; Physidae. The record is from RefSeq and is a predicted model, not a curated record.